GGAAACGAACGAUCAAGUUCUGAGGAUAUGAAACGACUACCAAUUGAAUUGAUAACUAAAAUAACUAAUUAUUGCAAUAAAUCAACGCUCAAGUCAUUGCGUCUCGUGAACAAGCAUUUGAACGAUUUGACGGUCGACUCUGUAAUGGAAUGCUGCAAGUAUGAUAGGAGUCUAAUAAAGAGUGAGAACAGAAACCUGGUUAAGCACUUAAUUGUUUUGGAUUCACUCAAUUUGGACAGUUUGGUAGCUAUCCUCCCAUCGUUCAAUCAGCUUCAAUCUAUUACUCUCAAUCCAAAAUCUGCUCAGGUGGUUUUUGAAGACCCGGAGUUAGACUCUACUAUGGCACUCCAGAAGGCUUGUCCUACUUUGAACCAAGUUACCUUCGAUGGUGAUCAAGUUUUCAAAAUCGUAACUCAACCGGCCGGAAUCGAAUUUUUUAAGACAAAGAUCAGCGCAUGCAAUGAUAACAGCUUUUGCGAUAGUUGUGAUUGCUCACCCAAUCGCUUCCAACCCAAACUUAUGCUUAGAAAGAGACGAACAUUAAGAGUUGCAUAUUAAGUAGGCAUUAUUCUUAAGAUACCAAUCACUUAACGGACAAUCAUGAUGAUAACCAAUGUAACAUAAUUUUAAACCAUUUUAUUCUCUACAUAAAUCACCUAUUUACACUUCU
Molecule: messenger RNA, 670 nt
Organism: Wallemia mellicola CBS 633.66
Lineage: Eukaryota; Fungi; Basidiomycota; Wallemiomycetes; Wallemiales; Wallemiaceae
Exons: 1
Coding region: 28-558 (176 amino acids)
Molecular function (GO): protein binding
Source: RefSeq, a predicted model, not a curated record